This is a messenger RNA of Chara braunii, 2183 nucleotides long. The record is from the annotation of a GenBank genome assembly. Lineage: Eukaryota; Viridiplantae; Streptophyta; Charophyceae; Charales; Characeae.
AUUAGGCAGGGGGCACCGCUGAGAUGGGCCGACCAAACCCAUGACGGAGAGCCCGACGUAAUGAGCGAGCCGGUCGUGACAGAGCCGCAGGAGACUUUGAAGACAGGAACCUCGAGCGGUCGACGAGAAGCGACAAGACGGCGCUCCCCCGAGUAUGAGCGGAGGGAAACCAUGGCGGAUAGGCACAGGGACGACUGGCGAGAGAGUUCGAGGGACUCCUAUUGGAGGGACAGAGACAGAGAUAGAGCACCGCCGUGGCGUGUCUUCGACCCCCAAACGGGGGAAUCACACCCGCUCCCUUACGAGAGCAAGGAUCUCUAUAUUAUUACGCACAAGGCCUCAGAGUCUCCUACUUUCAGGGGCUAUGGCAUUACAGAAUAUCUGGAGAAGUGGGAGCUUCACGCCAGCCGGAGUCAGUGGUUGAAGGAAGAGAUUAUAGAGAACUUCCUAUUUAAUAUGGAUACAAGCCUCGGCAAGGAAGUUAAGGAAGUCCGACCGAAGGAUGGGAAAUGGACUACGUACAAAAAGAACCUCGUUGAGCUUUACAAAUUAGAGGAUAACAAAUCCUCCAUCAAGGAUCUUGAGACGAUGACUCAAGAUGAAGAUGAGAGCGUAUGGGCAUUUGGAAUACGUUUCCGGAAGAUCUCCGACGUGCUAAUGAAGAAGGGGAAGAUCUCRGAGGUCGAGCGCUGUACUAUCUUCAUUGGACACCUGUCCAAAGGUAGACAGAAGAGUAUACUUAGAGAUCUUCCGCGCGACAAGCUUGACUUCCCAGAAGUCCUAAAGCUCGCGAUAAAGGCAGAAGCAGACGAUUACAAGGACUUGGUGUGGAGGGGGAUGAGAAGGCGUGACUUCUCUCUCUACAAGGAGUAUGCCACUGAUAGAUGUCCUGAUUUCAAGGACUAUCCCUGGUCGGAGAAGAACGAAGCCGUGGCGGAGGAAGUGAAGGAGAUAAGGGACAUGGUAAAGGGAUUGACAAGACAGACCGGGACCGGAGAACUCGCGAGACGUAUGAACGAGCUAGGAGGCUGGAUGAUUACUCGUGUAGCCCUCGCUAUGAGUCUGACGGGGGUAGAGGCGACUCUCGAGGCUGGUGGGAGUCGGAUCAGGGCUGGCGAGACGGAUACUGGGAUGGCAGAUAUGAGAGAUCGGAUCGAGAUGGACAUAGGGACGACAUAUAUGAGAGGACGGAUCGAGACGGAUACAGAAGUGGCCAAUACGAGAGAGGACAUCGACCCGAUGAUACGCGCGGGCGAUACGACCGAGGAGAUCGGCGCGAUGAUUCACGCGGGCGAUACGACCGCGGAGAUCGACGCGAUGAUUCACGCGGGCGAUACGACCGAGGAGAUCGGCGCGAUGAGAGGGGAUAAUCAUAUCAAGAGAGAUUGCCCGGACCUCAAACGAGCAAUAGAUGAGGGGCUUGUCGUGCUUGACGACCGCAAGUAUGUCAAGUGGGCAGAUGAUCUGCGAGAUGUAUCGAUGUUCCCUUCGAUCAAGGAGAAUGUCGAAGCAAGGAGAGUAAAGCCGAGUAAAAGAAAGGAACCGGUCAGGAGCCAGAGCAUCAAGAUAAUUUUUGAGGGGGAGAUGGCGACCACACCCAUAAGGGUGGCAGCCACCAAAUCGGCGAGAGGGUCUACAUCGAAGAAGACUAACACGGAUUACGUGAUGGCAGAGAAGGACGGGCAGAGGAUCGAUGGAGAGGAGGUUCUCCUUUCACCGCGGAAGCGGGGAGUGAAGAAGUUCUUGAUGAAGAGUUCGCUGGACGAGAUUGACACGGUCGAGCCACUGAGGCGGACCCUUCGACAGCCCAUGCAGUGCUCUAUCCUAGAGUAUCUGGCGGCAUCCAAGCCGGCUCGUGAUGAGUUACAGAUGAUCACGUGGAAGACCCGCAUACCUCUAUUAGAGGAGGCUCAGAGGGCCCCUAAGGCAGAUGCUCCUACUGUAGCAGUAACGGGGGUGACUGCCAGAGCGGAUCGCAUGGCGACAGUCCUUCUUGAUGGGAUGGAAGGUGUGCCUCCAGACAAGUUUUACAUACUUGGAAGUGGGGUCAUGGAGGCGAUCAUAAAUGAUGGAGCGGUACUAGAAGCUGUGAUCGAUAACGGCAGUGAGGCUGUCAUUAUAGACGAGGACCUGGCAGUGUAGGUUGGACUGGGCCUCGAUAGGUCAUACCUAUUCGAGAUAGA